AUGGCCAUCACCAACCAGCACAGCAGCAUCUAUCUCAUCUGCCAGCUCAUCUGCGGCGUCGUCUUCCCCGGCCGCCCCAUCGCCAACAUGGUCUUUGUCAGCUACGGCUACAUCUCGUCGGCCCAGGGCAUCAAGUUCGCCUCGGACCUCAAGCUCGGCCACUACAUGAAGAUUCCCCCGCGCAUCAUGUUCCUCGUCCAGGUCGUCGCCACGCUCGUCUCGUCGCUGACCCAGAUCGGCGUCCUCAACUGGAUGUUUGCAAAUGUCCGCGGCAUCUGCACCGCAGAGGCCGUCAACGGCUUCACCUGCCCCAUUGCCCGCGUCCACUUCAACGGCUCCAUCCUCUGGGGUGUCGUCGGCCCCGGCGAGUUCUUCGGCCCCAUGGCCAUCUACCGCACCCUCGUCUGGUGCUUCCCUCUCGGCGCCUUCCUCCCCAUCCCGCUCUGGCUCUACGCCCGCCGCCGCCGCCACAGCCUCUUCCGCAAGGUCAACCUCCCCGUCAUCUUCGGCGCCAUGUCGUGGAUCCCCCCGGCCACCGGCCUCAACUUCUCCGUCUGGGCCCUCGUCUGCUACCUCUUCAACUUCCUCAUCAAGCGCCGCGCAAACGCUUGGUGGGGCAAGUACACCAUGACACUCAGCGCCGCCCUCGACUCGGGCCUCGCCUUUGGCAUCGUCGUCGUCUUCUUCGGCUUCAUCUACCCGGGCUGGGUCAGCGGCUUCAGCUGGUGGGGCACAGAGGUCUACAAGCAGGGCUGCGACUGGCAGGCUUGCUCUUACAAGAAUGUCCCCGAAGGCCAGACCUUUGGCCCCCACACGUGGUAA
Hirsutella rhossiliensis is the source of this 822-nucleotide messenger RNA. RefSeq names its product OPT oligopeptide transporter protein. Gene Ontology annotation, molecular function: oligopeptide transmembrane transporter activity. Bases 1 to 822 code for a protein of 273 amino acids. The record is from RefSeq and is a predicted model, not a curated record. NCBI's taxonomy places the organism in Eukaryota, Fungi, Ascomycota, Sordariomycetes, Hypocreales, Ophiocordycipitaceae. Gene Ontology annotation, biological process: transmembrane transport. The transcript has a single exon.